Penicillium manginii is the source of this 951-nucleotide messenger RNA. RefSeq names its product RTA1 domain-containing protein. Lineage: Eukaryota; Fungi; Ascomycota; Eurotiomycetes; Eurotiales; Aspergillaceae. Gene Ontology annotation, cellular component: plasma membrane; fungal-type vacuole. The transcript has 3 exons. The record is from RefSeq and is a predicted model, not a curated record. The coding region runs from base 1 to 951 and encodes 316 amino acids.
AUGUCGGAAAUCGACCACGAUACCUGCACGCUGGACACUUGCCCAAUUGAUUUGGCCUAUAUCAAUUACCAACCCAACUUGGGGGCAAAUAUUCUAUUCCUGGCCAUUUUCGCUUUCUUUCUCGCCGGGCAACUUGUCGUCGGAUCAUGGUUUCGAACUUGGACAUACAUGGGCGCCAUGUCCGCAGGACUCAUCCUAGAAGUACUGGGCUACGUCGGACGAGUAAUGAUGCACAACAAUCCCUUCGACUUUAACGCAUUCCUCCUAUACCUCAUCUGCCUAACCAUUGCCCCGGCCUUCUUCACCGCCGCAAUCUACAUCUGCCUCGGAAGAAUCGUCACCAUCUACGGCGAGGACAUUUCCAGGAUUCGUCCCCGCACAUACACAAUCAUCUUUGUGACGUGCGAUAUAAUCGCCCUGAUCCUCCAAGCCGCCGGCGGCGCUAUCACAUCCAUCGCCGACGAUGACCAGAAAGACCUCAGCGACACAGGCGUCAAUAUCAUGAUUGCCGGGUUAGCAUUCCAGGUCGCUUCUUUGACAUUGUUCAUGGCGAUGGCGUCUGAAUUCGCCCUACGCGUGCGCAAAGCCCCGGAAGAAUCGAGGAACGAGUAUACCGCGUCUAUUCGCAGUGGCUGGAAAUGGAAGGCAUUCCUUCUGAGUCUUGCUGCUGCCGUUGUGACGAUUUAUGUCCGGUCUUGCUUUCGUGUUGCGGAGUUGAAGGGCGGGUUCGAUAGUGAUAUUGCUAAUGAUGAGGUUAUGCUGAUGAUUCUGGAGAGUGCUAUGAUUACCAUUGCGUGCUUUUGUAUGACUGUUGCGCCGCCGGCGCUUGUUAUGGGGCGGCGAUGGGGUGAUCUUAAGGCAAGGCCUGCUGGGGAAAGAGCUUCAAAAGCCUCGAUUGCUUCUUCUGCUAGUGGCUAUGAGAUGAAUCAUGUAUCUUAUGGUCAUGAUUGA